This is a messenger RNA of Frieseomelitta varia, 3182 nucleotides long. It is a transcript of the gene Sam-S, whose product is annotated as S-adenosylmethionine synthase. The record is from RefSeq and is a predicted model, not a curated record. Gene Ontology annotation, cellular component: cytosol. Lineage: Eukaryota; Metazoa; Arthropoda; Insecta; Hymenoptera; Apidae. The transcript is spliced from 10 exons. Gene Ontology annotation, biological process: S-adenosylmethionine biosynthetic process. Gene Ontology annotation, molecular function: methionine adenosyltransferase activity; ATP binding. Bases 640 to 1854 code for a protein of 404 amino acids.
CAGUAUAAAUUCUGUUCUUUCGGAGGAAACGCACAAAGUGUAUUUACUGCAGUUUGAUAAUAAUUCAUGUCGAUCUGGACUCGAAGCUCAAAGUUCAAUAACAACUAUCCGGUUCCGAAGGAAAGGAAGUUUUCCAUUCGAACGAAUCACGGCGAUUUCCUGAAAGCUCAAAACAAUUAACACUUUUAAGGAGUAUUAAACACGUGGACAAGACACGUUUGAAAAGGGAACGCCAAGAGUUUAUUAGAAAUCGCAAUCAAAUUACGCGCCAUUCGUCAUCUCCCGGGUGAUCGAGCGUCAUGUGAUUCGAAAUUAGCCGAACGAAGCGACGACGGUACCGAGGUUAUAAAUAGCGGCUGCCAGAGAGUGGGGAGUCUCUUUUACUUUCUACACUGUGCCGUAGUGCGUUUGGUCCACGCUCGCCUCGCUAUUACGUUGUGCGCUGUGCUGGUGUAGAGUUCGCUCGUGCCGAAACCAAAGUAGGGUAUAGAGAUCAGACUUAAACUUCCUCGCUUUCUUUAACAAUUAACAACGUCAGACAAGCUGAACCUGUCAACGAAGUCGGGACACGUGGCCGAAGCAUCCGAGCGUAAACGAAAGGACCUAACGGCUGUAUCUAUUACCACGAAACGAAGGAAAAUGCCGGAGACCGCUCACCACAUGAACGGAUACGCUAACGGGCACACGCCGCCCGAGCUACAGCAGGACACCAGUUUUCUAUUCACAUCAGAGUCCGUUGGCGAAGGCCAUCCAGAUAAAAUGUGUGACCAAAUAAGUGAUGCUAUUUUAGAUGCACAUUUAAAGCAAGAUCCUGAUGCAAAAGUUGCUUGCGAGACUGUGACAAAAACAGGAAUGAUCCUGUUAUGUGGAGAAAUCACAUCAAAAGCUGUGGUAGACUAUCAGAAAAUUGUUCGGGAUACUGUCAAGCACAUUGGAUAUGACGAUUCGUCGAAAGGUUUUGACUUCAAGCUCUGCAGUGUUCUGUUGGCGCUUGAUGCCCAAUCACCAAAUAUUGCAGCAGGAGUUCAUGAAAACCGUAGUGAUGAAGAAGUCGGCGCAGGAGAUCAGGGUUUGAUGUUUGGAUAUGCAACAGAUGAAACUGAUGAAUGUAUGCCACUAACUGUUGUGUUAGCACACAAGUUAAACCAAAAAAUCGCAGAAUUAAGACGAAGUGGUGAAUUAUGGUGGGCAAGACCAGACUCAAAAACACAAGUUACUUGCGAGUAUGUAAUGGAUCAUGGUGCCUGUGUACCUAUAAGAGUUCAUACGGUAGUUGUGUCAUUGCAACAUAGUGAAAAAAUUGGUUUGGAAGAAUUGCGUAAAGCAGUCAUGGAAAAGGUUAUCAAGGAAGUAAUUCCAGCAAGGUAUCUGGAUGAUAGAACAAUCUUCCAUGUUAAUCCUUGUGGGUUGUUUAUCAUUGGUGGUCCACAGAGUGAUGCUGGUCUUACUGGUCGUAAAAUUAUAGUUGACACAUACGGUGGCUGGGGAGCUCAUGGUGGUGGUGCAUUUUCUGGUAAAGACUUCACAAAAGUUGAUAGAUCUGCUGCUUAUGCAGCAAGAUGGGUUGCUAAAUCUUUGGUAAAAGCUGGUCUUUGCAGACGUUGUCUUGUACAGGUUUCUUACGCUAUUGGAGUAGCAGAACCUCUCUCAAUUACAGUUUUCGACUAUGGUACUUCUAAAUUAUCUCAAAACGAACUUCUAGAUAUAGUCAAUAAAAAUUUCGAUUUACGACCUGGAAAAAUCGUUAAGGAAUUGAAUCUUCGUAACCCCAUUUAUCAACAAACUAGUACUUAUGGACAUUUUGGCCGAGAAGGAUUCACUUGGGAACAACCAAAAACUCUAAUUCUUGAUUGAUGAGAGCAUAGGUUCUAAAUCAGUUUGACGUUUUUUUUAUUGCAAAACGUCUAUCAAAAGUCGUUCUCAAUAAUCAUAUAUCUCGUAAAUGUUUUCCGAGAUUUUCCGACCUCCGCGCUACUUCGUCAAGUCCAUCAAUUCCUUUUGCCAAUUUAGUACUAGCAGGAAGAAUAACAUUAGAUUUUUCCACAUCACGAAGUACUUGGUAUUAUGUAAUAUAGUACAAAUUUGUUGAUUCAGCAUGCAAGCAAGAACAGUUUUUUUUUUUACUAUUUGCAAUCUGAAUUGAAGUUUAUCAAUCAUUAAGUAUAAUGAAACAAUCGGCAAAGGAAAAGGUGAACUAAGCCUGUUAUGAGUCUGUUACCUACACUGUGUAUUUGCAACAGUCACGUAAGAUAGUUUAUUUACCAGUGAUAUACAACUCAUCAUGGCUUAUAAGUGGUGUGUGUUGGAAGUAAAAAUGACAAAAGAACAAUAAUACUAAGAAUGUGUAAGAAAUAUUCUGUAUUUGAAAAAUGUAUAAAUUGGCAACAUCGGGCCGUGCCUCUAAACAACAUUUGAGAUGAAAAUAUUAUCUCAAAUUUUUAGCAGUGUUUUAGUACGGUGUAUGAACGUACGUGAAAGCUCGACCAAUUUUGUUUUAAAAUAUUAAUAUAACAUUUUAAUAAUUUGUAUUUACCUAUCCUAGAAAAUUAAUAAUAUUGAUGCUUUCAUGUACGUUUUUUCAUUAGAAUUAUUUAUCGUUCGAGUGCAAAUAUAAACUGGUAACGAUUAUGUACAUUAAUUUUCAGCAAAGUGGGAAAAUUAAGCGACCAAUUAUAAACAAAUUUUCUUUUUCAUAUUGUUUAAAUCUUUCAUGACAAUGCAGUAUAAUCUUGACGAGGGGUUAAUAAUAUCGCAUUUAUUUAAAUCUUUUUGUCGAUCAGAACGUACAACAAAAUUUUUUAAUUACAUUUGCAUUUAAGUAAUCGCGAUACUACUAACUCUCAUAUAUACAUAUUUUCUCACUUUGCUUUGUUUGAAUAGAUAAUUGUAAUAGGUAUUCUCGAUUUCGCAAUGUAUAGCAAAUAUGUAAUGCAAAAUCGAACGUUAGACCUUAUUUUAUGGAGGUCUAGAGCAAAUCGUGUAGCGGAGCUCGAUUUUUCCAAGUUGUAGUGUGAAGAUCUGUGACAUUAUCGUAUUUUAAAUCAACAAAAAUGUAAAUGAAAUUUAGUAAAUUCGUUCCAUUAGAUUGAUGUAAUGAUCUAUCAUAUAAUGAUAUUGGCAAUGUAAAGAAACACAAGAUCAUCAUAUGCAAAUCAUAAUAAAAAAGAUUUUUUAAUAAAAUA